This is a messenger RNA of Ornithodoros turicata, 1310 nucleotides long. Its product is annotated as failed axon connections-like. The record is from RefSeq and is a predicted model, not a curated record. Gene Ontology annotation, cellular component: cytoplasm. The transcript is spliced from 4 exons. The coding region runs from base 95 to 1282 and encodes 395 amino acids. NCBI's taxonomy places the organism in Eukaryota, Metazoa, Arthropoda, Arachnida, Ixodida, Argasidae.
CGUCCAAUCAUCUUCGAGCUGUCAGUCGGAGUGCGAAGCUUGGAGUUUGGGUUGCUGCGCCAUUUUUGCACUGGUCGUCACCCAGCCAAAAAUCAUGACUAGCGAGACGGAAACUGCAACGGAUAAUACCCAGAACAACACCGAGAAGCCUGUGGAGACGCCAACUAGCCCACCGGCGGCGAGCCCAACCGCCGAAGCUACGGUAGCCGCCCCGACGGCGGCACCGGUAAACAACAGGCCCUCCGUGCACAAGACGGAUUACGAGAGAGAUGUGGUCUACUUGUAUCAGUUCACACGGUGUCCUACGCUGCCCGGAAUCUCUCCGUUUUGUCUGAAAGUGGAAACCUGGCUGCGAAUGACCCAGCUCAAGUAUGAGAAUGUGGAUCACAAACUCAAGUUCAAGUCCAAGAAGGGACAGCUUCCCUUUGUGGAGCUCAACGGGGAAGAAAUUGCAGACUCCGAUAUCAUCAUCAAGCAGCUGUCUAAGCAUUUUGAGAAGGACGUGGACGCUGGUCUCACCACUGAGCAGCGUAACGUGUCCCAUGCCUUCUGCUCCAUGCUAAACAACCACACUGGGUGGGUGUCCCGAUGCUGGCGCUAUCGUCACCCAGGACAGUUCCUCAAGGCUGCUCAGAUGGAUGUCAAGCGAAUGCUCAACUCAAAGCUGCCAAAGGGGGUCCUCCAGUUCUUCUUCAAGCUGGCGUUCAAGAGCAACGUGCAGCAGACGAUCGGACACGGCCUGGGCCGUCACACAACGGAGGAGAUCUUGGAGUUUGGCAAGGAGGACCUCAAGAACAUGUCUCAGUACCUCGGAGAGAAGCAGUUCUUCUUCGGCAGUGAACCGCACCUGCUGGACUGCGUGGCCUUCUCUCAUCUCUGCCAGUUUAUAUACGUGCCCUUUGAGGGCAUCGUCCAGUUCAUGGAACAGGAGUGCCCCAAUCUGCUCGCGUUCGUCAACCGCAUGAAGGAACGCUACUGGCCGGACUGGGACGAGAUCUGCCAGACGCUGGAGCUCAACACCCACCUGCCCAAGAAACAGGUUGAGGAAGACAAGAAGCAGCAGCAGGAGGAGGUGAAGAAGGAAGAGGUUGAGGAAAAUAAGAAGGAACCAGAGAGCAAGGAGGAUAAGGAGAAGCCCGUGGUGGAGGUUGAAGAGAAGGUAGAGGAGAAAGUAGUGGUCAGGGAGGUGGUCAAAGAAGUGGUGGUCAUCAAGGAAGAGAUAGUGAAGCAAGAGGUGGUCAAGGAGGAGACGGCGCAAGAGGCCGUCGAGGCCAAGGAGUGAAGUCCUAGACUGCUUGGGGGGGUUUUUG